Molecule: messenger RNA, 3249 nt
Organism: Physella acuta
Lineage: Eukaryota; Metazoa; Mollusca; Gastropoda; Physidae
Product: valine--tRNA ligase
Biological process (GO): valyl-tRNA aminoacylation
Cellular component (GO): cytosol
Molecular function (GO): ATP binding; aminoacyl-tRNA deacylase activity; valine-tRNA ligase activity
Source: RefSeq, a predicted model, not a curated record
CAUCCAUUAUGGCUGCCUCCUUAUACAAAGUUAAUCUGACUUCACGAAAUGGUUGCUUAUGCCAUUGUUAUAGAUCAUUAAACCAUAUUGCCGCCGUAAAUUUUCUAUCGACAAAUAAAAAAAACCUUGGAUGUGUUUAUACCACGUGUACACUCAGAUACAGCAGCUAUGCCACCAAGAAAGACACUACAUCACCCAUGUCCAAGACAUUUAGCUCUAAGGAAAUCCAAAAUGGCUGGUACGAGUGGUGGGAACAGCAAGGCUACUUCAGGCCUCGUAUGGGAGACGGAGAAACAUUUUCUUUGCUGCUCCCACCCCCCAAUGUGACGGGGAAUCUGCAUUUAGGUCACGCACUGACUUGUGCAGUACAAGACGCCAUUGUCAGGUGGCACAGGAUGAAAGGCCACAAGACACUCUGGAUACCAGGAACUGACCACGCUGGCAUCGCAACUCACGCAGUCGUAGAGAGAAAACUUUUAAGAGAGACUGGGAAAAGCAGGCAUGAUAUAGGACGGGAAAAGUUUCUCCAGGAGAUCUGGAAGUGGAAGGAACGGCAUGGCCACGUCAUCAGUCAGCAAUUGAAAACUUUGGGCAUGUCUCUUGAUUGGUCAAAAGAAUAUUUUACAAUGGAUGAGGCCUUAAACUCAGCAGUUACACAAGCCUUUUGUAUCCUCUAUGACAAAGGGCUAAUCUAUAGAGACAAGCGAAUGAUCAACUGGUCUAGUGCAUUAAGGUCAUCUCUCUCUGAUAUUGAGGUUGACAAUGUGACAGUUGAAGGGCCAACAGUGCUCAAAGUUCCAGGCGUGGAGGGGGGUGUUGAGGUGGGUGUCUUAGCCCACUUUGCCUACCCUGUAGCUGACUCAGAGGAGCGGCUAGUGGUGGCCACCAGUAGACUUGAAACCAUGUUGGCCGACACAGCUGUGGCCGUGAACCCCGCAGAUGGCCGCUUCACUCAUCUGAUUGGGAGGAGGUUGGUCCACCCUUUGGUCAAAGAUAGACUCAUCCCUGUCAUAGCCGACUCUUUUGUGGACAUGAAUUUUGGGACAGGUGCUGUUAAAAUUACCCCUGGUCAUGACCCAGUGGAUUAUGAAGUUGGCAGACGUCAUAAUCUACCUGACAUUGACAUGUUCAAUGAUGACGGCACUGUAAAGAUGGGAUUACCUCUGGUUGGUGGACAAAACAGAUUUCUAGCUCGUCAGACAAUCAAAGAGGCUCUGUCUGUGUUGGGACUCUAUUGCGGUCAGAGUGGUCACGCUACAACGAUUCCUGUAUGUAGUCGAUCAGGAGAUAUUGUUGAGCCAAGACUAAAAGAUCAGUGGUUUCUGGACUGUAGGAGCUUGUCACAGAGGGCUAUACAGGUUGUGGAGUCGAAGCAGCUGAAGAUUUUCCCAGACUACAACAAAGCCAUUUGGUCAGAGUUUCUUAACAAAACUAUGGACUGGUGCUUGUCCAGACAACUUUGGUGGGGACACAGGAUACCUGUCUACACCUGCACAGCCAGCAAACAAAGAACGUGUGCCAUGUCAGAAGAAGAGGCCAAGAAAAAACUCAAUUCUUCAUCCGUUACUCAAGAUGAAGAUGUUCUAGAUACCUGGUUCUCCUCCUCCUUGCUGCCCUUUACUAGCCUUGGCUGGCCCCAACAGACUCUGGAUCUGGAGCAGUAUUUCCCUCAGCAGAUGUUGGAGACUGGCCAGGACAUUAUGUUUUUCUGGGUUGCCAGGAUGGUCAUGAUGAGUUUAGAACUUACAGGGAAAUUACCAUUUCAUGAGAUUCUCCUUCAUGGUAUGGUGAGAGACUCCCAAGGUCGCAAGAUGAGCAAGUCAUUAGGAAAUGUCAUCGACCCUCUUGAUGUUGUUCAUGGAAUCACACUCGAGGCCUUGAACCGACGUCUUGAAGAUGGUAACUUUGACCCCAGGGAGGUGAGCGUGGCUAGAGAAGGACAGCGCAAAGAAUUUCCAAAUGGCAUCGCAGCUUGUGGGGUUGAUGCUCUCAGAUUCACUCUUUGUUCCUACAACUUCAAAAACAUGAAUGUCAACUUUGAUGUGAUGAACGCAGAAAGCAAGAUGAGGUUCUGCAACAAGAUCUGGCAGUCUUUCAAGUUUAUUUUCUCUAAGCUGCCUGCGGACUUCUCCUCGCCCCCAAAACUUGAGCUGACCGGUGCGGAGGACGGCACUGACCUCUGGGUCUUGAGUCGACUGAGUCACCUGGUCAAAGUCUGCAACAGUUCCUUCCUGUCACAUGACCUUCAUCACGCUGUUGGAGCUCUCCAGUACUUCUGGUACCAGGAAUUGUGUGACGUUUACCUGGAGGCAGUAAAGCCAGUGUUUAAUGGAGCAGACGUGAGACAUCAGGAGACCGUCCAACACAUUCUCUAUCAUUGUGCCGAGACCUUUGUACUGGCUGCUGCACCUUUCAUGCCAUUCCUGUGUGAGGAACUUUUCCAAAGGCUGCCUGCCAGACAGGGGAGGGCAGAGAGUAUUUGUGUGGCACCUUACCCACAGCCAGAGCAGUUCACCUGGUACAACUGUUACCUGGACACAUCAAUGGCCAAAGUUGAAGAAAUUGUCAACCACGCUCUCAGGCUGAGGAAAGAUUACAGCAUCAUGGGCACCAGGUCUAAAUUGUACAUCCAGUCAGACAGUGUGGAGUAUGUUGAGCUUCUGGCCCACCAUGGAACUUGUCUGCAGGCGUUGUCUAGAAGUGAUCAUGUCACACUAGUUGGAACAGCCACACCUCUCCAGGGAUGUGCAUCAGUCUUUGUGACCCCCGACCUCAGUGUGCUGGUUGACCUCAAGGGAUGUCCACUAGACAUUGCUAAAGAAGUGGACCGGCUAAAAAACAAAGUCUUCAAACUAGAGAAUGAAAAAAGUCAAGUGCAUGAAAAGUUGGUUAAAAUCAUCUCCAAAAACAGGGGAGACACACCUCAAGCACUGAGGCUACAAAGUAAGAUAGCAUCUUUGGACACUGACAUAAAAAGCAUGUCUGCAAUGAUGGAUACUUUCUUACAGCAGAGCAAUGUUGUGGAAUAGUUCUAGACUAGCUUGGCGCAGUCCUGGUUCAAGCAGCAGACCCAGUAGUUUGCCAAUUAUAUUCACUCAUGUUGGCUAACAUCUGGUUUUGUGCCACUGAUGACAGAAUUGGAAUCAGCACUUGUACAUCUGCUUUCAUUGAUCAAGUAAACUGGGAACUUGUACAGCAGUUUUUUUUAAUGUAAAUGUUUAUCAAUUGGAUAAUAAAUUUAUUCCAAAA